Molecule: messenger RNA, 483 nt
Organism: Jaminaea rosea
Lineage: Eukaryota; Fungi; Basidiomycota; Exobasidiomycetes; Microstromatales
Product: cyclophilin-like protein
Exons: 3
Coding region: 1-483 (160 amino acids)
Biological process (GO): protein peptidyl-prolyl isomerization; protein folding
Cellular component (GO): catalytic step 2 spliceosome
Molecular function (GO): peptidyl-prolyl cis-trans isomerase activity
Source: RefSeq, a predicted model, not a curated record
AUGUCUACCGACACUCGAGGCGUCACCUUUCAGACAACGCAGGGCAACUUUGCCUUUGAGCUCUACUGGGACCAUGCACCCAAGACGUGCGACAACUUCUGGCAGCUGAGCAAGAGAGGUUACUACGACGGUCUCGUCUUCCACCGCAUCAUUGCUGACUUCAUGAUUCAGGGAGGCGAUCCGACGGGGACGGGCAGGGGGGGGAGCAGCAUAUAUGGGGCAAAGUUUGCCGAUGAGAUCAGCCCUGCUCUGCGUUUCACGGGGGCAGGCAUCUUGGCAAUGGCGAAUUCAGGACCCAACACCAAUGGGUCGCAGUUCUUCAUGAGCCUCGCGCCGACGCCGCACCUCGAUCGCAAGCAUACCAUCUUUGGCAGGGUAUUGCAGGGCAUGGAGGUCGUGAGGAGGAUGGGCCUCGUAGCUACUGAUGCCGACGAUAGACCACGAGAAGAGGUCAAGAUCAUCAAGGCAACAGCAACGCAAUGA